Molecule: messenger RNA, 1044 nt
Organism: Aspergillus niger
Lineage: Eukaryota; Fungi; Ascomycota; Eurotiomycetes; Eurotiales; Aspergillaceae
Exons: 3
Coding region: 1-1044 (347 amino acids)
Source: RefSeq, a predicted model, not a curated record
AUGCUAUUCUUCCGCGGCGGAGUUAACAGUCCGCGCCGGCGCAACCAAGAAAAAGCAAUCUUCUGUACCAUUCUUAUCAUCUACGCUCUAUACUUCCUCUUCUUCGCUGGGAGCUCCGAUCCCAAACGGUCCGAGACGUCUGCUGAGGAUGCGGUGAAGGGAGGUCCGCAUCGGGACUCGCGGUCGGGGAAGGCUUCCCCGUCCGCCUCGGCUUCGCGACAGCGUCAGGCCCUGGACAAGGAUAUGGUGGUGGCUAGUAUGAAGGGAGAUGAUGUCUCAUGGCUGUACACAUAUUUUCCCGAGUGGCAUAAAAGCAUCUACGUGGCGGACGACAAGAAAGCGCCGUUGACGGUGGCUUUGAAUAAGGGGAGGGAGUCCAUGGUGUAUCUGACAUAUAUAAUUGAUAAUUACGACAACCUUCCCGACUCAGUCCUCUUCAUCCAUUCCCAAAGAUACCAAUGGCACAACGACGACCCUUACUACGAUGGUGUGCCCGUUCUCCGCAAUUUCCAGGUCCCGUAUCUCCAGAAACAAGGGUAUGUGAAUCUGCGCUGCGCCUGGGUCCUGGGCUGCCCGGCGGAGAUUCAUCCCCUCAGCGAUACGCAUCGCAACGAUGUCCACGCAGGGGAAUACUUCAAGACUGGGUUCAUGGAACUGUUCCCGGGGGCGGAGGUCCCUGAAGAAGUGGGGGUCUCAUGUUGCGCGCAAUUCGCCGUCACACGCUGGAAGAUCCGCGAGCGGCCUAAGAGUGACUAUGUGCGAUAUAGGAAAUGGUUGACUGAGACGACGUUACCUGACGAUCUCAGCGGACGGAUAAUGGAAUACUCAUGGCACAUGAUUUUCGGCAAGGGCCCUGUGUACUGCCCGACAGCAGAAGAAUGCUACUGCAAGGUAUUUGGACUAUGCAAUUUGGAUUGUCCGACUGAGGGAGAUUGCGCUGGUCGCUAUGUUCUCCCGCCAUACUCCUCCCUUCCAAAGGGAUGGCCGUAUGUCGGCUGGAAGGGUCAGAAGCAGGACCCUAGCAAGGGACUCCCGGAGGCUUGA